GAGCAGUUUUAAUGUUAAAGCUGGAAAGCAUUGUUUUUAUUUCUGAUAACUUGCUAAUAUUGAAUCUGUAUAGCCACCUCAUUCUGUGUGCAGCCAUAAAUGCCUACCUGGAUUCUACAAGAUGCCUUUGAAGGACAACCCCAAAUGUUGCUUUGAGUGUACUGAAUGCCCUAAAGGAGCCAUAUCCAACCAGUCAGGUAUGGAUUUCUGUAUGAAGUGCAAAAAGGACUUUUAUCCAAAUAAAGCAAGAAAUAAGUGUAUACUCAAAAGCAUCACUUUUCUAUCCUACACAGAACCUUUGGGAAUUGUUUCUGCUUCUGUUGCUCUGUUUUUCUCCCUCCUUUCUGCCCUGGUACUUGCAAUGUUCAUUAAGCACAGAGAAUCUGCCAUAGUCAAAGCCAACAAUCGACAUCUCAGCUAUAUCCUUCUUUCUUCCCUCAUGCUCUGUUUCCUCUGUCCUUUGCUCUUCAUUGGACGACCAAGGAAAAUAACCUGCAUUUUCCGGCAGACUGCCUUUGGGAUCAUUUUCUCUGUCUCUCUUGCUGCCGUCUUGGCCAAAACCAUCACCGUGGUUCUGGCCUUCAAGGCCACAAAGCCAGGCAGCGGUACACGAAAAUGGCUGAGACCUAGACUUUCAUACUUCUUUGUGAUAGUCUGUUCUCUCAUUCAGGGUGUGAUUUGCAUAGUCUGGUUGGGAACCUCCCCUCCAUUCCCAGAUGCUGAUUUCUACUCAGAGCCCGGACACAUUAUUCUGGAGUGCAAUGAAGGCUCACCCAUUGCUUUCUAUUCUAUUCUGGGCUACAUGGGUCUCUUGGCUUUGGUGAGCUUCAUUGUGGCUUUCCUUGCCAGGAAGCUGCCCGACAUCUUCAAUGAAGCCAAGUUCAUCACUUUCAGCAUGUUGGUUUUCUGCACUGUCUGGAUAGCCUUCAUCCCAACUUACCUCAGCACCAAGGGGAAAUAUAUGGUGUCUGUGGAGAUAUUCUCUAUUUUGACCUCUGGAGCUGGGUUGCUUGGCUGCAUCUUUCUACCUAAGUGUUAUGUUCUUCUACUGCAUCUAGAUAAGAAACAAAAAGUGCACAUAACCAGCAAAUAUUUCCACCGAUAA
Anolis carolinensis (green anole) is the source of this 1105-nucleotide messenger RNA. Its product is annotated as vomeronasal type-2 receptor 26-like. Gene Ontology annotation, biological process: G protein-coupled receptor signaling pathway. Gene Ontology annotation, cellular component: plasma membrane. The transcript is spliced from 2 exons. Gene Ontology annotation, molecular function: G protein-coupled receptor activity. Bases 122 to 1105 code for a protein of 327 amino acids. The record is from RefSeq and is a predicted model, not a curated record. NCBI's taxonomy places the organism in Eukaryota, Metazoa, Chordata, Lepidosauria, Squamata, Anolidae.